This is a messenger RNA of Cynoglossus semilaevis (tongue sole), 7223 nucleotides long. RefSeq names its product adenylate cyclase 3a (gene adcy3a). Gene Ontology annotation, biological process: intracellular signal transduction; adenylate cyclase-activating G protein-coupled receptor signaling pathway; cAMP biosynthetic process. Gene Ontology annotation, cellular component: plasma membrane. Lineage: Eukaryota; Metazoa; Chordata; Actinopteri; Pleuronectiformes; Cynoglossidae. Gene Ontology annotation, molecular function: adenylate cyclase activity. The transcript has 21 exons. Bases 1282 to 4632 code for a protein of 1116 amino acids. The record is from RefSeq and is a predicted model, not a curated record.
AGAACAAAGCCUUAGGCAAAUGGUGUGCCUAGCCUAGGAAACUAGGGAGACAUUAUCACAUUUGGCUCUUACUGCUUGGUUUUCAUUGUGUAAUCCAGUUAUUUCUAACAGGGGUUUUAAAUUGUGCAAACAAAGUAAGUUGCAAUGUUUUAUUCAUUCUUAUGUUGUGCUCACUCUAGGUGGCUGGAACACAUGAUCUUUAGCCCUUUAACAGGGCAGCAGAAUGACAACAUUAAAACACAACAAAAAUUUAAUCAAAACACUUGCAUGCCGCACUUUGGAGAAUUUGAAACAAUUACUUACUAAACUUUGCACAACCUAUUUUUCCUUAUGACUAUUUGGGCCUCCGAUGAUUUGUCUUGUUCACAUGGUUAAAACUAAACAAUUUGGUCAUGUAUGAUUAAUAGCCAUUAUAUAUGAGAAUUGGCAUUGGGCAAAAUUUGGAAACAGAACACAUGGCCUCAUUGUGUCCACUUUUUUGAUAGCAUUGUUUAAAUGUAAAACAUGUUCUACCUCGAGAACUUGGCUUUAAACCAAAGCUUUUAGUUUGAAACUAAACGGAAGUACGGUGUUUGAUAGCGUGUGAGUCUUAGUGGUGAGGCUGUUCCGUAUCUCCUGCGGAAAACACCCAGCAGCCAGAGAGUCAGUAGCGGGGGCUGUGCACUCAUCGAGCCUACCGUCCCAAAUCCAUCGUUUGCCUUCCUUCAGGCCGAGAUUGCUGGUGCAUUCUCAGCCUCUGCACACGGAUCUAUCCGGCCUCUCUCAACGCUCCAUCUGCCUUUAUAAGGAGUAGGUGAAGUCAGGCUCUGGUCAGGUCAUGUAAGGUGGAAACAUGGAAGGCAAAAACAAUCGGAAAAAAGCUACCUGAACCCAGGGAAUGAGCAACAUUGAGGAAGUCUGUGUGCAUGGAAUGAAUUCAUCUCUGACAUGGUACACAAAUGCGGAGUACAAAGGUGGAAGGGUGGUGGUCAGGCCGUAUGAGGAAAUAAAAAGUGCAUGUUGUUCGGGAUCACGUUGCUGAGUAGGCGUGCUCAGUCUGUGCCUGUGACACCGGACGUGUCACCAGAGUGAGUCAAUGACAGCAGCAGCGACUGGAGUGACCACAGACACAGCCAUGUAAGAAAACGUCGUUCCACUUCACACUGCUGUGAUCGAUGCCACAUGCAGACUGUCAGAGGAAGUCGUCGCUUACUCAGCAGAGGAGGAACCAGCAGAUGAUGUGCAUCUGAAACAUUUCUCUUUUCAACAGAGAGCAGGGAUUGAUGCUAGCCAGCUACUGUCAUGCCUCGCAAUCGAGCCUUUUCUGAACCAGAAUACUCAGCGGAGUACUCGGCUGACUGCUCAGUGACGCUGCCCUCUGACCCCGGGCAGGCCGUGGGACGAACACAUGAAGUCACUGUUCGGAGUUCAGGAUGCUGCCUGUGUCUGCCCAGGUUCAUGCGCCUCACCUUUACUCCUGAGUCUUUGGAGAACCUCUAUCAGACCUACUUCAGACGGCAGAGACAUGAAACCCUGCUGGUGCUGGUCGUGUUCGCCGCACUCUUCGACAGCUACAUCAUUGUCAUGUGCACGGUGGUCUUCACAUCUGACAAACUGGCCACUGUGCUGGUGGCUUCAGUUGGACUGGCAGCAAAUAUCAUUCUGUACCUACUCUGUCGCUUCAGCGUGCUGCCGGACCGCAUCUCCAGACGGGUGGUGCCCUACGCCCUGUGGGUGCUCAUAGCAGCCCAGAUAUUUUGUUACCUGGGUUUGAACUACGCUCGCUUCCACCAGCCCAGUGACACAGUGGGCUGGCAGGCUUUCUUCAGCUUCUCCUUCUUCUUGACUCUGCCUUUGAGGCUGACGCCCAUCGUGCUCAUCUCGUCAGUGUCCUGUGGUGUCCACACUCUGGUUCUGGGGGUCACCAUUGCCCAGCAACAACAGGAGGACAUCCAGGGAGCAGCACUUGGCAGACAGCUUCUGGCCAACAUUGUCAUCUAUGUAUGUGCCAUUACUGUGGGCGUCAUGUCCUACUACAUGGCCGACCGCAAGCACCGGAAGGCAUUUCUGGAGGCCAGGCAGUCACUAGAAGUCAAGCUGAACCUGGAGGAGCAGAGUCAGCAACAGGAACGCCUGCUGCUCUCCAUCCUCCCAAAGCACAUAGCUGAUGAGAUGCUUCAGGACAUGAAGAAGGAGCCCAGUCAGAAAGAGAUGCAGCAGUUCAACACCAUGUACAUGUACAGACACGAAAAUGUCAGUAUUCUGUUUGCAGACAUCGUGGGCUUCACUCAGCUGUCAUCGUCCUGCAGUGCUCAGGAGCUGGUCAAACUGCUCAAUGAGCUUUUCGCACGUUUUGACAAACUGGCUGCUAAAUACCACCAGUUGAGGAUCAAGAUCUUGGGUGACUGCUACUACUGCAUCUGCGGGCUGCCGGACUACAGAGAGGACCACGCUGCCUGCUCCAUCAUGAUGGGCCUGGCCAUGGUCGAGGCCAUCUCGUACGUACGGGAGAAAACCCAGACCGAUGUUGACAUGCGGGUGGGGGUGCACAGUGGCACAGUUCUGGGAGGUGUCCUUGGCCAGAAACGAUGGCAGUAUGACGUCUGGUCCACAGAUGUCACAGUGGCCAAUAAAAUGGAGGCUGGGGGGAUACCAGGUCGUGUCCACAUCUCACAGAGCACCAUGGAGUGUCUUCACGGGGAGUUUGAUGUGGAGCCAGGGAACGGAGGUGACCGCUGUGACUACCUGAAGGAAAGAGGCAUCGAGACUUACCUGGUGGUCGUUCCUAAAGGAACAGUGGGAAAUAGUUGCAUCAAUGGCGCAAAACUCUCUGUUACCUCUUCCAAUGGAAACUCCCCGCUGUUAAUCAACACCACCGAGUGUAAUGGCAGUGCUAACACAGCCUGCACCACACCAGAGGAACCAGAAGAACUAGAUACGAGGGUAAGCAGGGGGAGGCUACGGCUGCGGGACCUGGCUGAGAGGGUGAUUGAUGCUCAGGAGAACGAGCAGGAACUCAACAAACUGCUCAACGAGGCACUGCUGGAGAGAGAGACAGUCCAGGCUUUGAAGGGAAAACACACAAACCGCCUCUCGCUGAGGUUUGUGGAUCCAGACCUGGAGACUCGUUACUCUGUGGAGAAAGAGAAGCAGAGCGGCGCUGCCUUCUGCUGCUCCUGUGUCGUUCUGCUCUUCACCGCAGUCAUGGAGGUGCUCAUAGACCCCUGGCUGAUUGCAAAUUACAUCACCUUUGCGGUGGGAGAAGUCCUGCUGCUCAUCCUGACAAUCUGCUCUCUGGCUGCCAUCUUCCCCCGGGUCUUUCCCAAAAAGUUGGUGUCGUUCUCCUCUUGGAUCGAUCACACACGCUGGGCUCGUAACACCUGGGCCAUGGCAGCGAUCUUCAUCCUCACCAUGGCCGACAUCAUGGACAUGUUGAGUUGUUUGCCUCGGGUUUCUGACCCGGGCGGUGCUACAGCGACUCCAUCCUCCACCUCCUCGUCCUCCACCUGGUCUGUCCCUAAUGGCUGCAUGGACAACCCCAAAUAUUACAGCUACAUAGCUGUGCUGGCUCUUAUGGCAACCACUAUGCUGGUCCAGGUCAGUCACAUGGUCAAGCUCACACUGAUGCUUCUCAUCACUGCGGCCACCGGCCUGGUAAACAUCUACAGCUGGCGAGACAUCUUUGACCGCUACGACAUGGCCCGUUUUCAGGACUACAGGUCAUACCUUGUCCCCUCAAAGUUCACUAUGACCAUUAUGAUCUUCAUAAUGAUGGUCAGCUUCUAUUAUUUUUCCCGACAUGUGGAGAAACUCGCCCGCACGUUGUUCCUGUGGAAGAUUGAAGUCCAUGAGCAAAAAGAGAAAGUUUACGAGAUGAGACGCUGGAAUGAAGCCCUGGUGACCAACAUGCUGCCUGAACAUGUGGCUCGCCACUUCCUGGGCUCGAAGAAAAGGGAUGAGGAGUUGUACAGUCAGUCCUAUGAUGAGAUUGGAGUCAUGUUCGCCUCCAUCCCCAACUUCUCUGACUUCUACACAGAAGAGAGCAUUAAUAAUGGAGGGAUCGAAUGUUUACGCUUCCUUAAUGAGAUCAUCUCUGACUUUGACAGUCUGCUUGAUGAACCACAGUUUCGCUGUAUAACAAAAAUAAAGACCAUUGGCAGCACCUACAUGGCAGCGUCAGGCGUCACCCCAGAUGUCAGUAAUGGCUAUGCGUGCAUGAAGAAAGAAGAGCAGUCUGACAGAGAGCGCUGGCAGCACCUAGCAGACCUGGCAGACUUUGCUCUGGCCAUGAAGGUCACACUCAUGAAUAUAAAUUACCAGUCGUUCAACAACUUCAUGCUACGCAUUGGACUCAACAAAGGUGGAGUGUUAGCAGGAGUAAUCGGGGCACGUAAACCUCACUACGAUAUAUGGGGCAACACUGUGAACGUGGCCAGUCGCAUGGAGUCCACAGGGGUGAUGGGUAACAUCCAGGUGGUGGAGGACUGCUAUAACAUCCUAAAGGACUAUGGCUUCCGCUUUGUAAGGAGGGGCCCCAUUUUUGUUAAGGGAAAAGGAGAGUUGCUGACUUAUUUUUUGAAGGGAAGAGACAAACAAGGCUCCUUUAUCAACGGCUCCUCCGUCACUCUGCCACACCAGGUGGUGGACAGCUAAAGACAACACACACAUUCAACUAAACUUUUGUGUGUGGACCACAGAGGAGUAGGACGUGGAGGAGCUGAUCUGAACUGAAGUGGACUUCAGCAUUUCAGUACAACUGACGCCACAUCUACAACACUCAUUGCUGGACACGGAUGUGGAAACAUGUGCCAGAAAAGAUUGUAUUUCAAUAUCACAUUGAAAAUAUGUACAAUUUUGACUAUUUAAAUAAGAACGACAGGAAGAACGAUUCAACAUGAGACAAAAGCACUAGAUAUAUGACACUGAAUGACUAUAUAUUGAGCAUUAAAUUGUAUCAGGGUCAGGCUCAGGUGUCUAUUGAAGCAAGGCCAUGUGAAGUUGCCCAAAAACUAAACAACGAAAAACUCACUUCCCUCAAUUCAUGAUGGUAAAAGUCCAGCAACAUUUUUAAAAUGUAAAUACAGACUGAUAAAUCUCUUCAAUUAAGCUUAAAACAUGGGACACUUGGAUGUUUAUGGAUCCUGGACAGACCUCUGGCCUUUUCUCAUUUGAAUGAUGAGCCCAAAGUACAUGAUACGUUUUGGUGUUUCACCACUGCCACAAUUUAAUCACCGACCAAUGCAAUUUGAUUGUUUUUCAAAGUAUUUAUUUUACCUUGACGCAUCAAGGUGCAGCACAGUCAGACUAUAUCACAACCCAUUAAGUGAUCUUUUGAUGUAAGAUGUGUCUGUCGAGAGCACACAGUCUGAUGUCAAGUGUGCAUGAAAUUAGAGCUGUCCCCUUGUGAUCAGAUCCCUCAGGUCACAUGUAGACGUCAAAGUUGAACAGGAACUCGGACACAUUCAUUUUCAACAACAGACAUUAGUUUAUCCGACAUUUAAGAUUUUUUUUCAUAGUGUUUAUUUUAUUUUUCUCUAUUUUCAAUUGAUAUUGAAUUUUAGCUGGAAAAUGUCUGACCAUAGAUGCUUCCAAAGACUUACACAUAAAAAAGACUUUUUUUCUUUUUUUCUUUUUUUAGGUGGUUUGCUGUGUCCAAGCCUAUUUCCCAGCAUUCUUUUCCCAUUCAUGAAAAACCUACAUACAGGAAAAGCUAAUCCAAGUUCAGUUGUCUGUCUGUUUUUGUCAAAGAAAAUUUUAAAGUAGACCAAUGAGAGGCCAAAGUGUGAUGAUUUGUUGGGAUACAUUUCUUGUACACCUGAGAUACUAAAUAUCUCCAUUCCUUUUGGCUCAGUGUAGGCUGGCUUGUUUUUGUUUUUUCAAAUUUCAACACAUCUAAAACAGACAUGGGCACAAUAAUUAAUAAUUAAUUCAUGAGUGUGUGUUAAUCUGUGGCUCAGAUAAUGUAAUUCAGAGGGAGCCUUGUCUUGAAUAUUGCUUCCCAUCAAAUCACUUUGAAACCUCUACCUAAGGUGGCUACAGGAAAGAAAUGAUUUCUAUUUCAAGUUAGUAUUUUAGAUGUACAGAUUUGACGUGUCUGGUGAGGCACCGCCAACUGACAUGGGGCAGGUGUCACCUGUGUUAGCUUUUGGAAUAAAGAAUGGAGUGAGCUGUUGCUCUUUCUUGUCCAGACUUUAUUGAUAGUGCAAUAGUUUCUUCUACAAACACAGGUCCUCGCUUGCCCUCUCUUAGGAAAACUGUCAAUCAUUAUUUCCCCUUUAACUCAUAUUUUUAUAUUCUAAUGUUUUCUUCAAUCUAAAAGGGAACGGAGACUUAAUGUGUCCUUACUGUACAUAGAGUUUAAACAUAGUUUAUUGGUUAGUUUAUUUAUUGAAAAGGACAGAGAUAUUGUUUUUGUUUUUUUUUACCCUGAUGUGAAAGUGCCAAUGAAGUAGGAGUUUACUUUUGGUUUAAAAGCCACAACUUAAACCAUAGCUGUUUUCUUUAUUCUUAUUUUAAGAGAAUCUCAGGCUUGGGAACAAAAAGCACUUUGAAUAAUUUUUCAACACUUCUUCAAUUCUGUUUUUUUUUUUUUUUUAACUAAAUUUUAGAGCAUAUUACUAACCUGACAACAAAGAGAUGCCCAUUGGGGAUCCUACACCAGCUAGAGGCAACAAUUGGCAACAUGAUUUGAAGCUAUGGUUCUUAUUGAUGCUAAUAUUAUAUUUGCAUUUUUAACCAUUUUCAUUGCGCCUUCCAGUUGCGUGGACUAAUUUAGACAUCCAGUAAGUCUACUUAGCCUGUUCUGAUCAGCUGAUCCCAGUUCUGUUUUUAGUGGAAGAGUCUCGGUGUGUCAUCUUUCAUUUUAUUACAUUUGUCAGCAUAAGGUGAGUUGAUUAAAGAAAUCUUAAAAAGUAAAGUGUAAGUGUCAUUAUUACAACACAAUGUAUGAAAAAUGAAUUGAUUAAUUGCACGGAAGAAAGCGAAAGUUUGUCUCCUAAAAUGUCUGAUUUUAAUUAUCUGUUUAUUUAUCGGUUUAUGUCUGCCUCGGCACAUCAGAAACAUCCUUCAUUUGGCAUUCAAAGGUAUUGGUUCAGCACUUCCAUAAAUGUCCAAUAAACAUGUCUGUCACACACAUAAACACUAACAAUAAUGAUAAUAUAUAUAUAUUUAUAUAUAUAUAUACAUAUAUACAAAUAAAUAUAUGCUAUUGUUUGUCUGCAAUAAAAACAAAAUGCAUUGUCUUU